Molecule: messenger RNA, 9814 nt
Organism: Diorhabda carinulata
Lineage: Eukaryota; Metazoa; Arthropoda; Insecta; Coleoptera; Chrysomelidae
Product: mucin-2
Exons: 8
Coding region: 180-8855 (2891 amino acids)
Molecular function (GO): protein binding
Source: RefSeq, a predicted model, not a curated record
CGUAAACUACCGGCGAAUAUAUUUCGCGUCAUUCGCGGACAUUCUGUACUUCUUUGCCGCGUAUCGUCGAGUGAUCCAUCCAGAGGACUAAAGUGCAGGACGAGGCAGAGGACUCUGCUCGAUUUUUUCCCUUAGAAUAUUUUUUUUUCAGUUUUUCGGAUUUAUUUUGAGGACGCGCCAUGUCGGCGUGGACUCGACUAAGGGAACCAGGACCGGUACUGAUAUUUUUAGUUCUGUUUUUCAUACCACAACUAGUUUUAUCAGCCCCCUUCGAAGGUGAUAAAGAAGCAGAAAUUGAAUACUAUCCAGUCGCCGACGCUACUGGUUGCUACUACAAUUUCGAACAUUACGAUGAAGGGGAUAGGAUAAUCACAAACGAACCAUGCCUAAAUUGUACCUGCCACAAUAGGAUGCUGAUGUGUUACCUCAGAGUAUGUCCGUUUACGAAAGCAAUAGGUCAAGAUUGUAAAGUAGAGAAAAAACCGGAUCAAUGUUGUCCAACAAUCACUUGUCCCGAAGUUCCAGUACAAUUAUUACCGCAAGCUUCAACAACUCCAACAGCUUUAGGACACUUAAACGAAUACGGUUGUUCCAUCGAUAACCUCUUCUACUCAGACGGAGCUAAAGUCCCAUCGAACCCGAGCAAUCCCUGCGAAGUAUGUUAUUGUAUCAGAAAUAAAACCGCGUGUAUCAUACAAGAAUGUACUUUAACUGGUAAAGUUGUGGAAGGCUGUAAACCUGUUUAUAUUGAAGGAGUAUGUUGUCCCGUGCGAUACGAUUGUGAACAUCCAGAAUAUCCCGAAAUCGAAACAACAACAAAACUACUACUCACAACAACUACAACUGAAGCAGCCACAACUACCCUUAUACCGACAACAAUUAAACCUCCAAGUCAUUGUAUCUACAACAACGAAAUAUACGCUGAUGGUGCAUUAGUUAAAAAAGAUGUACCCUGCGAAAAAUGUUAUUGUAUGAGAGGAGAUAUGGUAUGCGCAGUACAAGAAUGUGGACCCACUCCUUUGGAUAAAGUCAACUGUACCGCUUUACCUCCAAAAGAAGGUAAUUGCUGCCCUGACACUUACGAUUGUGACAUGGUAUCUGAAGAAGAUUUAACUACAAUUUCUUCCUACGAAGCUCCAACAACUCAACCGACCGUUAUAUUAUCACAAACUGGCGUAGAUGAAACAACUCAACCAAAGAUCGAUGAAGUAGUAACUGAAUCAGUAGAAACAAAACAACCAGAACUAGAAAUUACAACAGAAUCAUUCACAGCAAAAGUAACAGAAAUAGUAACCACUAUUAGUUCAUUGAUAUUUGGUAGUUCCGAACCUGAACAACCAAAUAUAGAAAUAACAACUACAUCAUCUAUAAAAUCAGAACAAACAGAAUCUUCAGAAGGAGAUGUAGUUGAACUUACUACUGAAAAGACACAAGAAAAGGUAGAAGAACCAUCCAGUUAUGAAGAUAAGGAAACUACACCAAUACCAUCAGGAAUCGAAGACGAACGAACAAGACCUAUAGAUAAAGAAGGAGAAACUAAAAAACCACUUUUGGUUCAACAAGUUGAAGAAAGUACCACAAACCAAGCGACAACCGUAGCUGAAUCGGAAAGCACUAUCUUAAACAAAGAUAUCACUGAGGUAGCAACUAAAUCUCCUGAGGAGAUAUCCAAGGAAACUGAACCACCAGUAACGGAGAUAACUAGCCAAGAACCUAAAGAAACUGAUCGUCCUACAUUAGAACAUUCAGAAACGACUGAAGAACCUAAGGAAACGCCUAAAGAAGAAGAAUUACCAGUUACUAAUAUAGAAGUAACUACUAAAGCUAAAGAUAUAACUACUGAAAUUGUACAAACUACACAACAACCUACCACAGUAGAAAUUGAAGAAACUAAAAUAACGAAAACAGAAAAAACUGUUGAAUUAUCUCCACAAACAUUAUCGACUAUUGAAGAAGCGACUAGUGAUGAAAUAACUACAAAAGCAGUUCAAGAAUCAGAACCAACAAUUGUAGAAUUAACCACACAAGUACCACACAAAACAGAAGUACCUAUUGCAGAAUUUACUAGCGAACAACCAAAAGAGGCAACAGAAUCUGCAGUAGAAACAACUACACAAGUAACCAUAGAAACAAAACUUCCUGGUGCAGAAAUACCUGGCGAAGACGCUAAUGAAACCACGAUUCAUGAAAUCGAAAUAACAACUCAAGCAUCUCAACAAACAGAAGCGCCUAAAGCAGCGAUAACAACAAGUGAACAACCCGUGGAAAUCACACAGUCUGCAACAGAAGAAUCUAAAGGAACAGAAGCGAAUAUUGAAGAAGUAAUAAGUGAAAAAUCUGAAGAAAGUACCCAAUCCAAAGUAGAUAUUACAACAGAAGCAUCUAAACAAACAGAGGGUCCUACUGAAGGAACUGAAGAGGUUGUCACUACAGAACAAUCUAAGAAAACAACUAUUGCUGAAGAAACAAGUGAAAAAUCUGGAAUAGAAAUUACAACACAAACUGAGAUAUCUACGAACGAAGAAAUUGAACAUGCUACUAAAGCUGAAGCACAAAUUACUACAGAAGCUUCAAUUGCAGAAGUAACAACAAAAGAGACUGAGGAAGCUUCGCAACAAGAAGCUGAAAUCACAACUGAAGGAUAUAAACAAACAGAAGCUUCUAUUGCAGAAGUAACAACUGAAAAGACUAAGGAAAUCUCACAAACUGAAGCCGAAAUUACGAGUGCAGUAUAUAAAGAAACAGAAAUUCCUGUUGCCGAAGUAACAACUGAAGAAGCUAAGGAAGUCUCGCAAACAGAAAUCGAAAUUACAACCGGAGUAUAUAAAGAAACAGAAGCGCCUAUUGCAGAAGUAACAACUGAAAAGACUAAGGAAGUAUCACAAUCUGAAGCCGAAACUACAACUGAAGAAUAUAAGCAAACAGAAGCUCCUAUUGCAGAAGUAACAACUGGAGCAGCUAAGGAAGUCUCGCAAACAGAAAUCGAAAUCACAACCGCGGUGUAUAAAGAAACAGAAGCUCCUAUUGCCGAAGUAACAACUGAAAAGGCUAAGGAAGUCUCACAACCUGAAGCCGAAAUUACGACUGAAGAAUAUAAGCAAACAGAAGCUCCUAUUGCUGAAGUAACAACUGGAGCAGCUAAGGAAGUCUCGCAAACAGAAAUCGAAAUCACAACCGCGGUGUAUAAAGAAAUAGAAGCUCCUAUCGCCGAGGUAACAACUGAAAAGACUGGGGAAGUCUCACAACCUAAAGCCGAAAUUACGACUGAAGAAUAUAAGCAAACAGAAGCUCCUAUUGCUGAAGUAACAACUGAAAAUACUAAAGAAGCUUCGCAACCUGAAGCCGAAAUCACAACUGCAGUAUAUAAAGAAACAGAAAUUCCUGUUGCCGAAGUAACUACUGAAAAAACUAAAGAAUCUGCGGAACCUGAAGCUGAAAUUACAACUAAAGUUUAUAAAGAAACAGAAGCUCCUACUGCUGAAGAAACAACUGAAAGGGCUAAAGAUGAUACGAAACCUGAAGACGAAAUUACAACUGCAGUAUAUAAAGAAACAGAAGCUCCUAUUGCUGAAGUAACAACUGAAAAGACUGAAGCAGAAGCAGAACUUACAACACAAACAACCAAACAAACAGAAGCUUCUAUUGCAGAAAUGAGUGGUGAAGAAACAACUCAACAUAAAAUCGAAAUUACUACACAAGUAUCUCGACAAAAAGAUACUACGGAAUCAGAAAUAACUGAGCCUAAAUCAGAAAUAACAACAGAAACACCUCAAGUAACGGAUGUAGGAAAAGAUUCUAUUACCGAAGCCGUUACAGAAGCCGAACAAUUUGUAACUAAAGUACAACCCAUAGAAACGGAGCCACACGUUACAGAGGGAAAACAAGAAGGAAUAGAUGAAGAAUAUGCAGGCACGGUAGUCACCACUGAAAAACCUAGAGAAACAACAACUAUAUUAUCGGUUGGAAAAGAAAUAGAACCAACAACAACUGAAGAAAUGGAAAUAGUUACAAGCGCAGCACUGAACGAUACUGAAAAACCGUUAUCAAUGGAUCAUAAAUCUGAAACUCGAAUCCCUACUAAAGAACAGACUGUGGAAACUACUAAACCAGCAGAGUUGACAACACCACAGCAAUCAACCGAUGCACCUAGAGAAGAAAUUUCAACAACAAAGGAACCCGCGAAAGAAAGCAAUGAAAUCCCUGAAGUUUGUACGAAGGAAUCUUGUCAUCAACUAGGAGAAGAACCACCAAGUACUGAAAAAGAACCAAUAAUAAAAGAUCACACCGAAUCAAACCAAAUUCCAGAAGGGCCAAUAAAAGAAACUUCCGAACCUGAAACCGAAACAAAAGUAUCAGAACAUGAUAUAGUAGGAACUACCGUAUUGCCAACCUCUCCGAGCACUAAAGAAGAAUUUGAAAUUACUACUGAAGAAUCUGGAAUCAAACAAACCACGAAGGAAGCCGCUACAGUAACAGAACAAACCACAAUUAAAGAAAUCGUAACUGAAGCUCCUUCAGAAACGAAGUUAACAGAAGGAUCUACUGAAGGACAGUUCGAAACGACCUCUCACGAUUAUAGAGAUAAUGAAAUAUUACCAGAAGUAACGGAAAAAUUAGACGAGGAACGAAUUACCGAGGUCACUCCUUCGGACAAAACUGAAGCACCUUCUGAACAAGAAAUCACAACACCUUCAUCUACCGUUUCUGAAGAACAUACUGUAUCUGAAAGUGUAGAUAUCCAAACAACCGAGUCUGUUAAAACUGAAACUAAACCAGCGGAAGAAGUAACAACAGCAAGAGCUUCAUUAGAUCAACAAACUGAAGGAUUUACAAAUGAAUUGCCCGUAGUUACAGAAGAAGAAAGAGAACAUGGUAUACCAGGUGAAGGCAGUUGUUUAGUCGAAGGAAAAACUUACAACAACAAUUCCCAAGUGCCUCCUUUCAAUCAUUGUCAAGUUACUUGUAGAUGUGUCAGUUCAAUUCUUAGAUGCCAGCACGUACCUUGUCCCGAUCCACCUAGUAGUGAUUGUCUCCCUGUUGUACCAAGACCAGAAAAUAGCUGCUGCCCUGUUUAUAAAUGCAAUGAAGUUGAUACUGGAAUAGAAUCAAGCAGUCAAGCUAUUGAGACGACCACAAUAGGUGAAGAGAAAUCUACCGAAGCUGUAGCAACUUCCCAACCUAUUGAGAAGACUGGUUCAUCAGCAGAAGAAGAGCGGCAUAAAGAAAUUGAACCUGAAAUACCAACUACACAAGCUUCUGUUUCAUCUGAACCUACUAGUUUCGUAACUGGAAACGAAAUUACAGAACCAGAAAUAUCUCCAGAAGUAUGUACCAAAGAAGGAUGUGCUCCAGUAAAACCCGGCGCACAUACGGAAGUAGAAAAAGAAAUAGAAACCACUACAAGUUCGCUACCAAGAGAAACAGAACCAAUAUUUACAUCAGAAGUAUGUACUAAAGAAGGAUGUGCACCAAAAGUACCAAGUUUGGUUACAGAAGAAGAAAAAGAACUAGAAACCACUACUAUACCAAAAGAAGCAGAAUUACCUAGUGUCACACCUUCCCAAGAAGAAGCCAGCAAAACCGAUGGAGUCAUUUCACAACAAGUAACAACAGAGGAACCAGUUGAAGUAACUACUGAAAUUAAACAGUCAUCAAUUCCAGAAAUAACCCAACCUGAUACAAUUACACCUCUGAAAGAAGCUGUAACUCCAGGUCUAGAUAUGGAAACCGCAUCAACUGAAAAAUCAGUUGAAACAACUAUGACCUCUGAAGAGGUCACAAAGAAAUUGUACCAAGAACAAAAGACAGAUCAACCUACUACCGAGAAACCGAAAGAAGCUACAGACUUAACAUUUAGUGAAACAGUUUCUGUUCAACAAACUACUGCUAAAUCAUCUGAAGGGGAGAUAACAUCCACUGAACAACCUAUGAAACCUGGCAUCAGUGAAGAAGAAUUGCAGACAACGCCAUCUUUGACCGAAAGAAAACCAGAUGAAAUAGCAACGACUCAAGCUGGAAUAUCUGUAGAUGAAACCGAAAAACCAACAGAGGCUAUCAAAGAAACUGAAGUAGAAAUAACGACGGUUAUUAGUGCCGAAACAGAACCACAUCAACAAGUUACAGGUGGACAACCAGAAAAAGAAGAAACAACAACUUUGGGUAGCACAAAAGAAGAACCAAUAACAGAGCCUGCUACGGAAAAAUCUGUAACAAUAGGAGAAACCACAGAGAAAGAAAUAGUUACAGAAGGUACUAUCCAGAAAACUGAUCUUCCUAGUGGAUCUUCUAUUGCUGAAGAAACACCAGAUGAAGAAACAAAUACAUCUGCAGCUGCAGAAAAGACUCCAGCUACCGAAAUUUCAAAUGAAGUUACUGAGGCAAACGUAACAGAAUCUGUAACUAAACAACCCGUAGAAGUUACUGAUGCUAAAGCAACUGAUUUACCAGAAAUUUCAACAACCUCUGUAACAAAUAUUGAAACCACCAAACAAGAAGAGACUAAACCUUCCGAAGCUAUUCCUACGAGUGAAGCAGCUGAAGAACCUGAAUUAACAACUGUUGAAAAAACCAGUAAAGCUACAUUAGAGCCAGAAGUAACAACUGCCAAAGAGGAUGUUGAAGGUACAACUAGAGCAGCUACAGAAGAGGAAGGAACAACUAUAGAAGAAAAACCUGGUGCUCCUAGUAAGGUAACUACUGAAGCUGAAGCGACAACAACUAGUAAAAUAACUGGAGAACCUGAAGCGACAACAACUAGUAAAAUAACUGGAGAACCUGAAGCGACAACGGCUAAAGAAGAAAUUGAAACAACCAGUAACCUAGUAACUACUACCAGUAAAGUAGUCUCUGAACCUGAGGUUACAAUUGUUGAAGGAGAAAUCGAAACUACAAGUAAAGCAGCUGCAGAACCUGAAUUAACAACUGUUGAAGCUACCAGUAAAUCAGUUGAAUCCGAAGGAACAACUGCUAAAGAAGAGAGUGUAGCUACAACUGAGGCAACUGUGGAAAAAGAAAUAACAACUAUCAAAGAAGCUGAUAUAAGUACUGUCAAGGUACCUGCAGAGCCUGAGGUUACAAGUAUUAAAGAAGACUAUGAAACUACCAGUAGUAAAUCAUCUGUAGAACCAGAAGUUUCAUCUCCUAAAGAGGAAAUUGAAGUCACAACGAAAGCAGAUAUAGCAAAAGAAAUUGAGGUGACUAGUAAGGCAACUGCAGAAUCUGAAAUAACUACUACUAGUGAGGUGCCUGAAGUUACAAUUGUUAAUGAAGAAACUGGAGCUACUAGUAAAUCAGUAAUUGAAUCUGAAGCAACAACUGUUGAGGUUACUAGUAAAGCAACUGAGCUUGAGACAACUAGUAAAUCAGUAGAACCUGAAGUAACAACCGGUGAGGAAAAGAUUGAAGUCACUAGUGAAGCAUCUAUAGAGCCAGAAUUGACAACUAUUGAAGAAAAAGUUGAGACAACUAAAAAGUCAACAGAGCCUGAAGUAACAACUCCUAAAGAAGAGAUUGAGGUUACUAGUAAAGAUACUAUAGAACCGGAAUUUACAACUAUUGAAGCUAAAGUUGGAACAACUAGUAAGUCAAUAGAGCCGGAAGUAACAACUCCUAAAGGAGAGACCGAAAUUACUAGUAAAGCAGCUGUGGAAACUGAAUUGACAACAGUUGAAGGUAAAGUUGAAACAACUAGUCAAGCUACAGAACCUGAAGUAACAACUCAUGCAGACGAAAUUGAAAUCACUAGUAAAGCAGCCAUUGAACCGGAAUCGACAACUAUUGGAGAUAAAUUUGGAGCAGCUGUAGAACCACAAAUGACGACAGCUGCAGAAAAGAUUGAAACCACCAGCAAGGCAGCACUUGAGUAUGAAGAAACAACUCCAAGUGAAGCAGCAGCUGGAGAAGGAGAUAUUGAAAGUACUAGUAAAGCAGCUAUGGAUGACAAGGUCGAUACGAGCAAAUCAACUCUAGAACCUGAAACAACUCCUAAGGAAGAGAAAAUUGAAACUACUACUGUAGAAAUUAGGGCCACAACACUUAAAGAAAUGAUAGAAUUUACUACACAAACACUCAAGGUAGAACCUGCUACAGAACAACCUAAACAAGCGGAAUUCACCUCACCUCAAAUUAGUACUGAAGUAAUUAGCAAUGAUACUGAUCAUUUAUACACCUCUGGACCUCAAGUAGAAACGACAACAAAGAUACACGGCGUUGAAGGCGAACUUUCCACCUCUAUACCACUUUCUCCGGCAUCCACUACUAAAUCACCAAUACCAGAACAUCAUCACAAGCCUGGGCAACAUGAACACGUUCCAGACUUACCAGACUAUCAAUCACCUGCGGAAGAUUACGAUGAAGAAGAACCUAGUCCACUCGGUCCAGGAACAUGUCGAUAUGGUGGCAAAGUUUUCGUAUCCGCUCAACAAAUACCUCGCGACGAUCCAUGUGAUUUCUGUUUCUGCUUCAGAAGUGAUAUUAUAUGUCUUCAACAAAGUUGUCCACCACCAAUACCCAAUUGUCACGAAGAACCGAUAAGAGGAUUCUGCUGUCCUAGAUAUGAAUGUCCCGUAUCUAUGGCUACUGCUCUUAAUUUGACGACGACAACAACAACAACGACGACUACGUUACCACCACACUUUUUCCCUCACGCAUAUAGGGGCAGAGCCGCCAAGACUGGAUGCCAAAUCAAAGGACAAGAUUACAAUGUAGGUGACUACAUCAAAUCUGCAUCUGGGCCAUGUAUGCAAUGCAUAUGUGGAGCUGAUGGCCAGAUGAAAUGUGAUCCAAAACAAUGUAAUCCAGAGCCAAUGUUAAGGCAAAUGCUCCAAGCUGCCUCUUCGUCGAGAAGGAGGAGAUGAAUUGUUGUUUAAUAACUAGUGACAAUGCUACAAGUGAUACAGACAAUUUUUUACAAAUUGAUUAACUAGUGUCGUCGAACUUUUUUUACAAAAGAAUAUAAACAAGCAUUCUCGGGUGCCAAAAAAAGUAUGGACGUUAAUUAUUUAGCGUGCCUUCAAAUCUCGAAAAUAAUUCUUAGCGUAUAUCGAAUGGUGCAAUACGGAAACAAGUAUAAUUGGAAAAAUUCACAUCACACAUUAUUUUUAAUAAUAAAAAUCAUGACCAACCUGUUUGUUUUUGACAUAAAAUCACUUAGCAACGUUUGUACAAUAUUUGUAAUAUCUUUGAGGCAUACAUACAAUCCAACUUGUCUUUAUCUUGUUCUUUAAGUAAUUUUGACUUCCACCUCAAUAAUGUUUAGACAUAGUUUAUCGAAUUUUUUCAAAUAUACUGUUUCUAAAUUUAGAAUUGCGAAUGUAUACUCGACUUAAUAGAUUAUCAAGCCAAUUUAUGGAAAAUGAGAAGUUCGAAUAUUAAAAUAUCCGAUAAAAGCAGAAAAAUAUGUGACAUGAACUUCCGUAAUAAUGUUUUCAUAUUCUGGCUUAUUUUAGGAAACAUGACUGACGAAAUUUUUACACUUUUGUAAUUAUACAGUUUUUGGAGUGUCGUUUUUUUAUUUUAUUUUUGAAAAGAAAGCCAUUUCUUAUAAUACGCCGGCUCUUUUAAUAUUUAUAUAGUAUUACUAUUUGUGUUGCGUAUCCCCAAACAGUCUCAGUUGUUUGACUAGCAGAAAAAUAGUUUUCUUUCUUCUUUUAUUAUAGUUAGGUGGAUAUUGAAAUAAAAUAAUCUUUUAAAUCUCUUCUUUUCUGCUACUUGAACGCUUAGACUUUUCCCUGUAUAUUUAUGGAUGCUCAAUAUUAUAGUUAAGUAGAGUAUGUAGUAUUUAUCAAUUAUAAUGAAUAAAUUGUGUAAAAAACUC